Molecule: messenger RNA, 3681 nt
Organism: Mauremys mutica (yellowpond turtle)
Lineage: Eukaryota; Metazoa; Chordata; Testudines; Geoemydidae
Gene: NRBP2
Product: nuclear receptor binding protein 2
Exons: 17
Coding region: 122-1600 (492 amino acids)
Biological process (GO): intracellular signal transduction; protein phosphorylation; endoplasmic reticulum to Golgi vesicle-mediated transport
Cellular component (GO): endomembrane system; cytoplasm
Molecular function (GO): protein serine/threonine kinase activity; ATP binding
Source: RefSeq, a predicted model, not a curated record
AGCCCUACAGCGCGGCGGGGACCCCGCGGGGCGGGCCGGGCCGGGCCCCACACGGGCUCUGCCCUGCGCCGCCCGCACUCGAGCCGGGCAAGCGGGGCUGGGAGCCCCCAGCGCUCCGGGCAUGUCGGGGGCCGAGGCCGCGCUGCCGCCGCCGCCGGCGGAGAAGGAGGAGGAGGAGGAGAGCGAGGAGGAGAGCGAGGUGCUGGAGGAAAGCCCCUGCGGGCGCUGGCAGAAGCGCCGGGAGCAGGUGAACCAGGGGAACAUGCCUGGGAUCCAGAGCACCUUCCUGGCCAUGGACACGGAGGAGGGCGUAGAGGUGGUGUGGAAUGAGCUGCACUUCACAGACAAGAAGGCCUUCAAGGCCCACGAGGAGAAGAUCAAGACCAUGUUUGAGCAGCUGGUGGUUGUGGAUCACCCCAAUAUUGUGAAGUUACAUAAAUACUGGCUGGAUGUGAAGGACUCCAAGGCACGGGUGAUCUUCAUCACAGAAUACGUGUCCUCGGGGAGCCUGAAACAGUUCCUGAAGAAAACCAAGAAAAACCACAAGGCCAUGAACGCUCGGGCCUGGAAGCGCUGGUGCACACAGAUCCUCUCCGCUCUCAGCUUCCUGCAUUCCUGCGAUCCGCCCAUCAUCCACGGCAACCUGACGAGUGACACUGUCUUCAUCCAGCACAACGGCCUCAUAAAGAUUGGCUCAGCCAUCCCUGACGAUCUCCGAAGCCCCAUCAGGAUUGAGAGAGAGGAGCAGCGCAACUUGCAUUUCUUCCCCCCGGAGUAUGGCCAUGUAGCUGACGGGACAGCUGUGGACAUUUUCUCCUUUGGAAUGUGCGCCCUGGAGAUGGCGGUGCUGGAGAUCCAGUCCAAUGGGGACAGCCGAGUCUCAGAGGAGGCGAUUGCUCGGGCAAGGCACUCCUUGGAUGAUCCCAACAUGCGGGACUUCAUUCUGGGGUGCCUGCUCCUCAACCCGGACAAGCGGCCGACAGCCCAUAACCUGCUGUUCCACCAGGUGCUCUUUGAGGUCCACUCCCUCAAACUGCUGGCAGCGCACUGCUUCAUCAACAACCAGUACCUGAUGCCGGAGAACGUGGUGGAGGAGAAGACGAAGGGGCUGGACCUGAACAUGGUGAUGGCGGAGAUCCGGCGAGAGGGGCGGCCCGCAGUGCAGUGGAGAUACUCGGAAGUCUCCUUCCUGGAGCUUGACAAGUUCCUGGAGGAUGUCAGGAAUGGGAUCUAUCCCCUGAUGAACUUCGCUGCCACCAGGCCCCAGCUGCUCCCGCGUGCGCUCUCCCAGCCUCAGGAGGACCCCCAGAAAGCCAAGACCCCCACCCCGGAGCCCUUCGAUGUGGAGACGAGGAAGGUGGUGCAGAUGCAGUGUAGCAUGGAGAUGAAUGAAGAGAAGGCCCAGUGGCAUCUCACGCUCUUGCUAACCCUGGAGGACAAGCUGCACCGACAGUUAAGCUACGACCUGCUGCCAACUGACAGUUCCAAGGGCUUGGCCUCAGAGCUGGUGCACUACGGAUUCAUUCAUGAGGAUGACUGUGAAAUGCUGGCCAACUUCCUAGAAAAUGCUUUUCACAAGCACCGGUCUCCUCCCUUGUGAGUCACCCCGAUAAGUUCUGGGCAGACAGGUGCCCCCAAAGGAGGAUGGGAACUGUCCCAGGCCAGAAGGAACUGUAGGGCUCUUGAUCAGGCUUUCCGCUGCAGAGGUGACCUUGCUAUUUGUUCCUGGCUGUAUCUCUACUGUCCAUCCAGCCUGUGAUUCAGAAUGAAAAUGGCAAGAAGAGAAAAGACCAGCAAACAUGAGGCAUUACCAGGAACCCGCCAAGAAUGUGCUCUCUAGUCUCCACUUCUGAAGGAGGCCAGGGCAAGCGGUGAGGUGGUUUUAGGAGUGGAGGAUCAUGCAGGAAGCUUUUGGUUGGCAGGGUUUUUGAAGAUGCAAGAGCCCACAAUUGGUAAAUUUACCUCUGGGAGCAAGAAGCACCUUCCCUGUGGGCACUGGGGGCCAUCACUUUGCUUUCUCAGCUGGAAGUGGUUACAGCAGGGGGUGAAAGAGUGGGGGGAAGUGCAGGUUUGGGAGGAUCUUGAGCAGUUUCCUGUCUGCCAUAUUCCACACCUUUUCCAGGCCUGAUUCCUCCUGCUCUGCUGGAUUCCCCCAGGGCAAAGGAUCCAUUGCGAUGCCUUAUAAUAAGAACUGGACUCCCUCUGCUAGGCUGAGAAGAGGACAUUGUGAGCUUGACUGAAAGGGCAUGGGAAGAAAUUUCAGGAAUCCAGAACCAUCAGGUGGUUCAUAAAAUAUGGACCAACAGAACCACCACUGGUGCUGAGCACAGCCUCUGUCAUUUCAGUUGGUGAAUUUUUGGAAGGCUAAGAGACAAAGUCCUAGGGAAAAGCCUUGAUGUCUCUUCCCUGUUUCUCCUGUGAAAUUUCUAUCAUUAGACGGGAGAAUGGGGGCAAAUAUAGCUGCUGAUUUGUCAGGUUCAAGAUUGGUGCAUUAUGCAAAUAGGAAUUGUGUAUCAACCGCUGUGCCAUGCUGCUCUGCCUGCACCUUGCUGCUCUGGGUGUACUGUUCACACUAUGCCAUAUGAGCCAUACUGCACUGACUGUAUCAUGCUAUGCUGACUUUCUUACACUGUGCCUGAUUCCCUGUCUAGUACUGGCUGUGUAUGCUUUGCCAUGCAGCACAGACUUUAUCAUGGUAUGCUGGGUUUGCCAUGCUAAGCUGCUUUGCCAAGCUGUCCUGGCUGUUUAAUUAUGUGGGUUUUCCAAGUUGUGCUAACUUUGCAGAUACAGACAUUUCAAUAAAUCAGUUGAAAAGACCAAACCCCAUCACAAACCAUAACUGAGUGACCCACUUGGGGUCUUUGUGGAUUGUUUACUCUCCCCAUUACACAAAGAAGGGGUAAAGUAGCUUCCUCCAUGUCCAACUGGCUUAUCCAGAGUCAGGUACACUGAAAUGCUGAACAGAUUAGGUGGAGAAACAUUCUCCUAAUGCUCGGUUCAGUGGGGCUUCUCACUCUUUCUGCUUAUGCCAGGACAAGUCUGGGCUUGAGUUUAUGGAAAUGCUGAAAGCUUUCUUUGUGCUGUGCUUGCUUCAUGUCCAUGAUGGAGCAAUUAGCUCUAGUUCAGCUCCUAGCUUUUCCCCUUGCUGAUUUCUUUGUAUAACUAACAAGUUACAGCUUGAUUUCGCUAGAGAAUUUUCCUGACAGUGACUUUGCUGUGUUCUGCAGUGGUGUAUUCAUUCGCUAACCUCUACACAAUUCCUAGAGUACAUGAUGCAUUAGGCAAGGACGAUCUGAGGUUGAGGAAUGAAGCCCCACACCCUGAAAGAGCUCCAGCUUGUAAAACAAAACAAAACACUGCAGUCUGUCUGCUCAGCACCAAGGACUGUUGUGUUUUUUUCCUCAACACACACCCCCUCCUCCAAAGUAUUUUUUUCUGGCAGAAGAACUCAUUAAAAAAAUCGAGUGCAAAACAAGCCAAAGGGCUUAUAACCCAUAUCUUAGGUACUUAUAUGGCCCCCAUCCAUUUAGUAUCCGAGUGCCUCACACUCUUUAAAUACAAUGCUAUGUGAUUCACCUUUGUGAGCCUGUAUCUCAUUCUGUAAGUGUGAAAAGGCACACAUCCGAAAGGGAAAGCUUCCAAUUCUGUAUUAACUGACUAAUUAAGUCUGCCACUCUUUUG